Haliotis rubra (blacklip abalone) is the source of this 1892-nucleotide messenger RNA. RefSeq names its product growth hormone secretagogue receptor type 1-like. The record is from RefSeq and is a predicted model, not a curated record. Gene Ontology annotation, molecular function: G protein-coupled receptor activity. Gene Ontology annotation, cellular component: plasma membrane. Bases 407 to 1621 code for a protein of 404 amino acids. Lineage: Eukaryota; Metazoa; Mollusca; Gastropoda; Lepetellida; Haliotidae. The transcript has 3 exons. Gene Ontology annotation, biological process: G protein-coupled receptor signaling pathway.
UUAACGGCAACGGCACAGGUUCUAGCGGCGAGACUUUCCCUCAACAACGAUAGCGUCGGGAGGAACAGUGUGAGAGCAUGUGAUUUCCCCAGUCACUCAACAUUGAUUUGAUCCUUCUACAAGUUGAUUGGAUAGCUGCAUCCGAGGUCGUGUAUUGGGAGGGAGAGCAAUCACCAUGUACCUGACCUGGCGAAAGGGGGCAUACCUGUUUCCCUGUGAAGCUGAACGCUUGUUUAUCGCCUGUAUCUAAUCGGCAGGUGAGCGCGGCUAUAUCAGUCUCGACCACUACCCGUGUGCAUCCGCUGGUGAGAGUGGCUGCUGACACAACACUGUUGCAGCUCAUACACUGAAGACUGGUGAUACUCCUCAACACGGAGGUGAUCUGGGCAUCUGGCCUAUUGUAAGAAUGACGACAAGUGUGUCCAGCGUGGAGCCAGCGUUUAAUGUGACAGCGUCUCAUUACAACGCCGACAAUGUGACUGACAUGAACAUCACGACAGAACUACCUACUACCACACCGAGCCCAUGGGGUAGGUUUGGGCCUAUCGAGCAGUACGGGGAGUUCUGGGCUGGAUAUUACAUCAAUCUCUACUAUCUGUGGGUCGUGUUUGCUGUGGGAUUCCCAGGAAAUAUUGCAAGCUUUGUGACUGUAUUGCGCAUGCCUCCUCUGACGUCAUCAACGGGAUAUGUUGCAGCUCUGGCGGUCAUGGACAACCUUGGUAUCAUAUGUAAACUGCUAUUUCAUCAAUUGACGCUCCAUGAUGUUCAAAUGGGACCAGGUGGUUGUCAGGCGUUAUACUUCUUUGGUUCCUUCUUCAUCAUGUACGCCAACUGGAUUCUGGUAGCGAUGUCAGUGGAGCGUUUCAUUGCCAUCUGGUUCCCUCUACGCGUCACGACUCUGUGUACCGGCACCAAGUCCAUCAUCCUUAUGGUCAUCAUAGCUUUCGUCAUCAUCAGCGCAGACCUUCAUUUCCUGUGGACGUCUACAGUUGUGGUGGUCGGCAGUAAGGAUGUUCGUUGUAGUUUCAAAGAAGAACACAUGGAAUUUAUUGAGAAAAUCUGGUACUGGAUCGAUGGUUGUCUGUAUGCUAUCAUCCCCUGCAUCCUUCUCGUCAUGUUUAAUGGACUUAUCAUCCUUGGCAUCAGGAAGUCACGUAAAAUCCAGAAAGAUCUGACAAACAACAAAAGUGACCAGAUGGCUGAGAAGUAUCGCCAACAACGCCAGAUCACUAUCAUGCUUAUCGUCGUCUCUGUUGUGUUUGUUCUGCUGGUGUUACCAAACUGUAUCUUCUACAUCGCCAAACCCUACUGGGUUGUGGAAGCAGGAUCGCAUGGCCAGGCUGUUAAUUACCUGGUCAACCAGUUGAUAUUUCUGCUGUCGGAUUUCAAUCAUGCUAUCAAUUUCUACUUGUACUUUCUCACAGCCCGGCGCUUCAGACGGCGCUUCACUGACACCUUGUGUUGCCAAACAUCGGGUCGCAAGCCUUUUACAAGCAUCAUGCGUACAGCCAACUCCAACAUAUCCAACACGUCGAUAUAUACGACUCAAACAUCAAUGAAUGGAUUUGCGAGGGAGAGCGGCAACAACAACUCUAAGAAAUACCACACAACUAGUACAUGAGUGAGAGGCUGAGUGAUUUCGCCACUUUGUUUAGUGUUCCAGUUGUAUGACGGCGUGUGUUGCAAGUCUCCGACGUUUACCACAACCGUGAGCCAACGAGCAUGGGAUACGGGAUUAUGGUGCUGACAAACCUGAUCAACGUAAACGGGCUAACCGGGAUUCGAACCCACAAUCAUAAGGUACAUGUUUGUCUAAGGGACGCUAUUCUGCACAGCGAAUUACGGCGGGUUAGACGACAGCCUCGCCCCUACUACAUGAACGACAUUCUAUA